AUGGCAGACGCAAGUCCAAAAACCCCGUCUACCUCCUAUGCGGCUAUUCUUUCUGAUAACUCACCCCUUAACUUUGUAAUAGAUGACCUGCCAACUCCUUUUGAGGAGGAGGGUUUGGUUUCCAUUCGAAUCUCUGAGGAACCUUUUCGUCGAGGGAUGGAGAGAUGCAAAACGAAUUUGGUAGGUCGCGUAACCGCUCCUAUCAGAACACCGGAUCUUGUUCAACAACUUAGAAAGUGUUGGUCAUCCUUGGGAGAAUGGACUGUUGCGCCUCUGGGCAGGGGUUUUUUCAUGCUCCAAUUUAAAACCCUAGCUGAUAUGCAACAACUCUGGUCUAUGGGAUCACUACGUCUUCAAACUGGGAUGCUCAGGCUCAUCAAGUGGUCGCCGAGCUUCUCGCCAUCGACCUACAGGAACACGUUUGGGCAGGUUUGGGUCCGAUUUUGGGACUUGGGGUUUGCUUUCUGGGAUCAUCAAACCCUAUUCGAAAUUGCUGCUGGCAUUGGCACGCCAUUGAAACUGGAUCCCCGUACAAAGAACCGCACUGUUGGCAUGUAUGCUAGAAUCCUUGUAGAUGUUGAUUUCUCGCAAACUCCCCUGGAUAAACUCAGAAUCACUAGAGCGAAUGGUGAAGUUGUGGUUGUUGGGGUUGAGUUGGAGUCUGUGCCUCAUGUUUGCAGCAGAUGUGGGAUUAUUGGUCAUAUUGCUGCUUCGUGUAGAUCAAUGUCUUUGGAGGAAGAAAGGCUUGCUGAUACAGUUGAUCGGGGUCGUUCAACCGAGCGCUCCGGGUCAAAGAAACGUAACGCAAGAAGGUCGCGCAGGAGUAGACGUCCAUUUGCACAGGCGAAGGCUGAGGUACGCGAUCGGAACAUUGUGCAGUCCUCAAAACUAGACGAUGUCCCUGAGCGUGGCUUUGAACAUGUGUGUGACUCAGAGCCUUUGCUAUCUGCAAUGGCUGCGGACGUUGCUGCAACCGGUGCCCAACAGAAUGAUACCCUAGCCAUUAUGCAUGAUCCAAUGAUGGUGCAUGUGCCAGCUGUGGAGCCAGUGAUUGAGCAUACCACGGUACAGGAUGCUGCAGUUGGUUUGGGGGCAAUUGAACAGAUAGGGAGGAGUGAUGCCUAUGGCUCUUCUAUGCUAGGGCAAAAGCAUUCAGAGUUAUUCCAACAGGUGUCCAACUCCUCUUCUGAGAGUGUACCUCCUGGGUUUCCUAGAUUGAAAGACGUGAUGGAGGAGCCAUCUCAAUGCUCCAACACUCCACCAUAUGAUCCUACCAAGAUUGUCGAUCAAGUCCAGGAGGAUGAUGUGGAAGAAGGUGAAUUCACUCCUGUGAUUUCCAAAAAGACAAAGAGGCUUAACAAGCAAUCUGUCAAAGCAAAGGAAAAGUUUAUGCAACGCAAACCUGUAACAAGCCAGGCUCUCCUGAAUAAGGGAGCCAAACAUAUCUCUUUUUAA
This is a messenger RNA of Rosa rugosa (rugosa rose), 1455 nucleotides long. RefSeq lists its product as uncharacterized. The transcript has a single exon. Lineage: Eukaryota; Viridiplantae; Streptophyta; Magnoliopsida; Rosales; Rosaceae. The record is from RefSeq and is a predicted model, not a curated record. Gene Ontology annotation, molecular function: nucleic acid binding; zinc ion binding. The coding region runs from base 1 to 1455 and encodes 484 amino acids.